AUGGAGGCCGGUCCGCUUGAGCCCCAUGUCCAAAGCGAUGAAGAUCUCGAGAACAUGCUUCGUGACUCUCUUUCUGUCUCGAGCGCACAGCAGUGUUGCUCUGCACCCAAGAUACCACGAGAAUUAGGCGGUGCUGUCGAUGCGGAGCACAAAAUGUACGUCGUUACUGGACUGCGCAUCGCCGACGUGAGCACCUUUCUCAUGGCCGUUUUUAGGGGUCCCACAGCUAACGUGUAUGCGGUGGCGGAAAAGAUAGCCGAUGAUGUAGAAAAGGUAUAUAGACUCGCCUGA
Molecule: messenger RNA, 291 nt
Organism: Bipolaris zeicola 26-R-13
Lineage: Eukaryota; Fungi; Ascomycota; Dothideomycetes; Pleosporales; Pleosporaceae
Exons: 2
Coding region: 1-291 (96 amino acids)
Molecular function (GO): oxidoreductase activity, acting on CH-OH group of donors
Source: RefSeq, a predicted model, not a curated record